AUGCAAGAGCAUGCGCGCGUAUGCACUUGCAUUCUAACGGAUUUUAGCAGCAUACGCCGCCGAUGCGCUGCGCUGCGCCCUGACGCACCUCCGAUUUUUAUACAGUGUAGGUUUUUUGGGUCUUGUUUGAUGGGACGUAUGGAAGUUUUUAUGAAUGUGAAUCACGAGCACGGUAGAAAUGGAAGAUUUGUUGAGUGGUGGAAGUUAAGUCGUUCUGAUUUGGCCCUUCUAGGACCGUUCGCGUUAAAGGAUUCUUUCGUCCUGAUUCAAAUAAGCGAGCGCGUGAUACACGAGCGCGGCUGCCUGGCGGCCGGUGAGGACUGGCUGCAGCGGCACUGUGCACCCGUAUCAGCUGCUCUUCUAGGACCGCUUGCGUUAAAGAGUUUCGAUAUAGCUAAGAUAAUAUAUGACAAAGGCUGCUUAGAAGCCGCCGAAGAGUGGUUUGACCACAACCUGUUGAUAGUAGCUACGUCCGCUGUUUGUACCGCUUUUGCACAAAUCCUGGGCAUAUGCUUCGCUCAAAACUUGCGCGCGGACAUCUUUGCCCAGAAGGCGAAGUGGCACUGACAAUCAGCCUCUCCUGCAGCCGUGUGACGUCACAGGCGUCCCGCCCGCGACCCCUAUCGAGCUCUCUACGCCGCACCAACGUAACGCAACCGCCCGGUAUUUGAAAUUAGAACGUUUCUAAAUGAUUGAAUGAACGGUCGAUGACUUUUUCUUUUACAGGCACAAGGAUCAAUUGGAGUUCCUUCACUUGUGAGUGAAGGAAGGAAGAGACGGGAUACGACGUGAUGAUAUUUUUUAUAAUAUUUUGAACACAAUAAGGUUAUAUUGUGUACUGAGAAACGAAAUAGUGUCUGAUGUCGAGUUACAAUGUCAAUGUUUGUAUGCAUAGCACAUGAAAGGGAAAACCUUAUUUCUUCAGGAUUUGUCACUUCGUGUCUCGGCUCGUUAUGUGUGUACUGAC
Molecule: messenger RNA, 967 nt
Organism: Chilo suppressalis (striped riceborer)
Lineage: Eukaryota; Metazoa; Arthropoda; Insecta; Lepidoptera; Crambidae
Source: the annotation of a GenBank genome assembly